Candidozyma haemuli is the source of this 735-nucleotide messenger RNA. RefSeq lists its product as uncharacterized. Gene Ontology annotation, cellular component: mitochondrion. NCBI's taxonomy places the organism in Eukaryota, Fungi, Ascomycota, Pichiomycetes, Serinales, Metschnikowiaceae. Bases 1 to 735 code for a protein of 244 amino acids. Gene Ontology annotation, biological process: translation. The record is from RefSeq and is a predicted model, not a curated record. The transcript has a single exon. Gene Ontology annotation, molecular function: ribosomal large subunit binding.
AUGUUUAGAAGUAUCCUAAGACCUAGUCAUUUCGCCAGAGCGAGACUAAUUCCAAUCGUUCCAGCUCAAAGAAACUUCCAUGCCACUCCUUUGAACUUGAAAAAAAGACUAAGCAAGAAGACUGUCGAAGUGGAGGAGAACGAGGCCGCUGUAGGUGCCCCAGAAGUCAACUUCGACGAGUUAAAAACAAAAAUGCAAGCUGUUAUCGACAGAUUUGGCAAGGUCGCUAAUGAAGCUAAGGUUGGAAGAACCAGUCCUCUGAUAUUCGACGAUCUUACUAUCAAGACCACAGAUGGAGACCUUCCUUUCACCGCUACUGCUCAAACGGCAGUCAAAGGUCGUAACUUCCAAAUCACAGUGUUCGAUCCUUCUAAUACCAAAAACAUUGUCAGCGCCAUCUUGGCUUCUGGCCUUAACAUGACGCCAAUCUCUGAUCCACAAAAUAAGCAGCAAUUGAAAGUUCCUUUACCACCAGUUACAACUGAUUCUAAAAAGGAAACUGUGAAGCAAUUGAAGGAAUCCUUCGAGAGACACCGCAAUGGUCCUGGUGGUCAUAGUAAGAACGCUCACACAUUGGCAUCCAUAAGAGGUGACCUCAAAAGAAGAUUGUCCAAGAAGCAAAAGAAGUCAGACGACGAAACCAAAGCUUGGAAUGACUUUGAAAAAUUACACAAGCAGUAUUGCGACAAGCUUCAGGACGUCUUCAAAGCAGCAGAGAAGGCUAUAUUGAAGUAA